AUGGUUUUGUUUUAUGGGGAAACUCCAGUCCUCCUCAUAGUCUUUCUUUUCAAUCUGUUCACCAUUCCUUCUAACGGAUGGGUAUGUGGAAGGCUCUUCUCUGAUUUGUGUCUUGAUCAAUACGACACUUCUGCAAUUAUUGUUCUGUCACUUCUAGUUAUAGCCACAGUUUUUUCUCUAAUAGCAGCAAUUUUACAAAUCCUCUGUAUGGUGAAACUAACUUAUCGCUACCUCUUGCCCUCAAGAAUUUUCUCUUUGUGUGCUGCAUUAUGCGCAAUGGCCAGCAUAUUCUACUACUACGAAGAAUUUAUACAACCAAGUUGGAGUCAAGAUAUUGCCUUACACGUGUCUGGUAUGAUAUCCGGUUUGGCAAUAUUCCAAAUAGCUAACUUCAUCUAUGUCAAAGUGGCCAAUGGCAAACUGCCCAAAGAGUAA
Rodentolepis nana is the source of this 435-nucleotide messenger RNA. The record is from the annotation of a GenBank genome assembly. NCBI's taxonomy places the organism in Eukaryota, Metazoa, Platyhelminthes, Cestoda, Cyclophyllidea, Hymenolepididae.